GUGCAGCUGAAAAUAUAGUAAUAGACUGACAUGUGUGUAAAAACCUAUUUUAAAUUUCUUUCACCACCCAAAUUAAAUAGAAUGAAAAGUAUCAAUGGAAGUUGGAUGUUUAUAUUUACUGCAUUACUAUAUAUAAAACAUGCUAAAGGCUUUCAAUUAAAAAAUCAAGUACUUUGUCUUGAUGGGGGUCCAUGUAAAAUUGUGCACAGAUGGCCGCUAUUCCCCAAAGAAAAUAUUACUUUUACCUGGUAUAGGUUUAAUGAACCUGUGAGCAGCUGCACUACACAAGGACAUUGUACAACAUACAAUGGCUACAUUGACUGGAUUAUAGCAGCUUACAAGCUUGUAGAUGGCACAAUGUUUAAUAAGUUACAAUUUUUAGUUUUAUCUAAAAAUAUUAGUGGUCAAUGGAUCUUGGAGGCAGAUUUUGAAUCAGGUUCAAUACGAUUUCCAUUUACUGUGCAAACAUACAAGAAAAUAGGUAGCGAGAACUGCAGAUUUACUACUGAUGCAGAUAUAUCGCUGAUCUGUUUUGUUCCUUUGGCCCUUCCUGGUACCAGAUGUAGAUUUGUUGAGACAAUUAAAAAGAAACACUAUACACAUGUUACCUACCACACUGCUCCUGUACAUCACAAUGAGUACAUUUCUUUCAACUGUUCAAUCAGACUUCGGGUUACUGAAAAUAUGGAAAAUAGAUUUCACUUUGACGUAAACAUUUUUCACAAUAGUCCAGAAGAGGUAGUACAUUAUGGACCACACGUUUCUGUAUCGUACUGCAUAGGUCCACCUAAAGUUAAAUAUAACUGCCCUGAAGUAGUCCGCGAAGGUGAAGAAUUAAACUGUAAAUGUUUUAAGGACGACGAUUGUAAUAAGCUGGUAACUAUUAAGUUGACACAAGGUACCACGGUCAUUGCACAUAAAGAAAACAUAGCCAAAAUCAAAACUACAAGCGAGGAGAGCAUGGGUAAGCUAAAAGAUUAA
Physella acuta is the source of this 981-nucleotide messenger RNA. RefSeq lists its product as uncharacterized. NCBI's taxonomy places the organism in Eukaryota, Metazoa, Mollusca, Gastropoda, Physidae. The record is from RefSeq and is a predicted model, not a curated record.